GGCAUCCCGAAACUUCGGGUGAGAAUACAAGGUUGAGGAAAAGAUGGCGAAUAUUUGAAGCUGGCAGACAAACUUCUUGAAGCUGGCGGACGCAAAUUUUGCAUCAACUUGAGAUUAGCAAGUACGAUGCGGGAUGAUGAACCACCCCCACUGGAAGAUAUGACAGGGCUAUUGCAGAAAAUGCACAUGGGCACUAAUCAGGGAUCUGCUGGAACCAUUUGCCCCACAUCACAUCAAAAGCCUUCAGAAGAGGACGUGCACAAUGUCCCGAAGAAGAUCCUAAGGCGUACAGAAGAUAAGACAACGUUAGUGGCCAUUGAGGCAAGUAAUCCAGUCUUGAUCACCACAAAUAUACCUAAAGCAGAGCCGCCCCCUCCAUCCAAGCCUCUGAAACCUUUCAAGAGGGGAUUUCUGAAUGCCCCCUUGAACCAAGCGAAACUGAAAGAGAAGAAGACGGUGAAAGAGGAAAUCCCCUUGAUCCGGCCAACAAAACCCAAGGGACAACACAGUGAUAUUCCAGAGUUUUUGCGCGUGCAAGACUCAGACAGGAUCGCACUCCAGAAAGAGAUAAGAGACAUGCUUGAACCCACACAAGAACUGGUCAAGGAUGUGAUGGAGACUACCGACAUAAAGAAUGGCCUCGAAGAUCCUGAGAUUAUGGCAGCUGUAUCAGAAAUCGCUGGAAACCCAGAUGCAAUGCUCAAAUACAAGCACAACAAGAAGGUCACCGCGUUCUACAACCAGCUAGGGAUAUUACUAAAAGACCGCAUGAACGAGCAGGAUAAGGUUGCUGCUACAAAAGAGAAGCGAAAUACCAAACCGAAAUGAUUCACCCCAUGUAAUAUACAAGCAAUCAAUUUUUCAA
Molecule: messenger RNA, 865 nt
Organism: Physcomitrium patens
Lineage: Eukaryota; Viridiplantae; Streptophyta; Bryopsida; Funariales; Funariaceae
Source: RefSeq, a predicted model, not a curated record